Molecule: messenger RNA, 1868 nt
Organism: Penicillium brasilianum
Lineage: Eukaryota; Fungi; Ascomycota; Eurotiomycetes; Eurotiales; Aspergillaceae
Source: the annotation of a GenBank genome assembly
CACCAACCCCGAUGGAAUAUCGCCCUUAUGAGUGGCACAGACGCCCCCAAGAGCGCCUGCAACCUCUGCCGGCAUCGAAAGAUUCGUUGCGAUAGGGCGAAGCCUGCCUGUGAAAACUGUCGGUUGGCUGGCGUGGCCUGCCUCUUUACUGCUUUACCUCAGCGCAAAAGCCCCCGCGAACAGCUCGAAGAAGCCAAGGCUCAAAUUAAACAAUUAAAAGAAACUCUGCGCCUAGAAAGGGCCGGUCAGCAUCGGUCUCAUUCUUCCACUCCAGCAGCACCGGCUCUCACUGUCUUCGACCCAUGCGGGUUCGAGACUACGCUGGCUGCCUUUCGAUGGCAUCUUCAAUUUUGUACACCAGGGGCUGAUCCUGACAGGCGACUGGAUUCGUAUCUUGAUUUUGACGCGUUUGCUCACGGGCUGAAGCAGUCGCUCGACUCACCACGGCCCAUCCCGACCAAGGUGAUAACGCCGAAAUGGCCUUCUCGCGUGGUGAUGCAACAGUCGCUAGAAUAUUAUGAGAGCAACAAGCUCUACGCGAUAUUUCCGAUGGUGGAUACGAUGGCUUUGAAACGCCUCCUAGAUGCCAACGAACUGGGUCUGCAAGGAGGGACGAUUGAUGCUGCCAACCAGGCAUGUUUAACUGCACUGACAGCUUUUGUUACUCGAAUCCGUCAUCAUGAGCCUACCUUUACCGAGGCGGAUUCCAGUGCCUAUAUGCAAGCUGUGCUUUCGAUGCUGCCCCAGCUGGUCAUGGAACAUACCAACAUUCGGACAUUAGAGGCCGUGUUGAUUCUCGCUGUCGAUCUCGCUCCUCAAGGUCAGCCACAGACAGCCGAGCUUUUAAUGUCCCUCGCAGUACGAAUUCUCUAUAAUCUAAAAGGCAACCUCAACAAACCAGCUUCCUCAGACCCCGAGCAAGUCCGAGCUCACCACCAUCUCCGUGCUCUCUUCUGGGUCUGUUACUCCAUCGACAAAGAAAUGUCACUCCGCCGAUGCCAACCCCCUAUCAUCAAUGACGCCGACUGCGAUCUAGAUCUACCAGCAACAUACGUCUCCAUAACCUCCGACCACCAAUUCUUCCACUCGUCCUUAUCCUUACAAGAGCUUCUGUACCCCACAGAUCUCCGCCUCGCAGUACUCAAAUCCAAAAUCUACCGCCUGCUAUACUCACCAUUAAGUCUGAGAUUACCCGAAAGUGCACGUUUACAAUUAAUCCGCCAACUGGACGAGGAACUCAGCGACUUGAAGGCGCAAUUUCCGGCAGUCUGCCAACCAGACAUGUACGCGAAGGGCGAGGUAUCGGACACCUUGCUGCUCAACCUCAGUGUCCGAGGUGCAAACACCCACCUGGAAUAUUACCAUUGUCUGUCCAAGAUACAUGGAGCUAGUAUCAGCGGUAGCAGCAACUCAACCAUGAGGAAUCUGUCACCACCAUCCUCCAGCAUGGAACUCUGUUACCAGGCUUCCCGCUCGACACUAUUAUACGUCUGUCGAACUUGUCAUCUCAUCACGAAAGAAACAUUUUGGAUUUAUGCGCAGUUCAUUCUGACGGCAGUCUUUGCAUUGUACCAGCGGAUCACAACGGCUUCUAUCGAGUAUCAUGGUCAUGAGGAUCUUCGCCUUUUGGAGAAAAUCCUUGAGGUAUUCGUCACUCUUCGGAUUGCUGAUGGUGAGGGUGGGUUUCCGCCGUUUGCUGUCACCGAGGCUCUUAUACGAAACUUAAUCUCUUCGGUUAAGUAGUUGUAUUAUGGUAGUCGAUGGUAGACACUGGGAUUAUGAAUAAUUGUAUAAACUUAUAAAUUUCAAGUACUAAGAUAGAGAUACCCAGUACCAGAGUGAUCUACUUCAACCAUUUGGUAUAAUGC